GGAGUUUCAGAGGAGACCGGGAUGAAAUGAGAAAGAUCUGAGGGCUGUUUGCCGUCAAGAAUAUUCUUGUGAAGAUUUAGGACGGGAGGCGUAAACUUAUUGACUUCUUUGGCUUCGACAUCGAGAUGAGGGAGGCGACAGAAUAUGGAUUGGGAUUAAGAUUUGUGGGAUUUUGAGACGUUUCACUGCAGUUUUCAGGUGUAGAAUAAUAUUUGUACGUAAACCAAACGUAUACACACGGAUUACGUCUCAAAAUCUGUUUUGGAGGACGUUGAAAAAGCGUGUCAACUGUAGUCUUGUCCCUGCCACUCUGAAGAGGAAAAACUGCUGGGACCUGCAAUUUCACUUCUGGCGUCAAAUUAGAAAUUUAUCGCAGCCAAUCAUUUCUGACACACUGUGCCGUACGACUCCUCGGGAGAAAAUAACAGCCGACGGCUCUGCUUACAGACCUGAGGAUCUGAAAUAUUAAAAGCCGUGAAUGAUGCAAUUAACGAUUAAUGGAAAAUUAAGGAGCCCUCAUCAGUAUGCGAAGACUGCCGGUGUUCAAUUGGAAAUCCACGGGGUUGAGUUAAAAGACUGACGUGACUGACAGCGGCUCCAGGUUUGACGUGUGCUACCACAAAGUAUAUCCUGUGGAUUACAGUGAAUGCUUCAGGCUGAUGUUUUCCCUCUUCUUUCAUUUCUCCUUGUUUCGAAGAGCAUCCUAAAGGUAAAUUUAUUGACAUAUCGAGUGUUGCGUUGACCUUAGCGAAUCAUAAUUGGCCCCUGGGGUCAAUCUAUACCAUACGAGUGUUUGCUCUUAUGGAUCUCCAAAUCAUCUGUCCCGUUUGAUUGAACAAUCAGUUGCAUUGUCAUCUUGUCUCUGCUUCAGCAUGGUCCCGCCUCCCCCGUCCAACAAGCCACACGUUUGCCUUUCGUGUGUGCUGAUCGUGAGCAGCAUGGCGCUACUUGACGCCUACCUAGUGGAGCAAAAUCAGGGUCCGAGGAAAGUGGGUGUCUGCAUCAUGGUGCUGGUGGGGGACGUUUGUUUCCUCAUCGUCCUCCGAUACAUAGCGGUCUGGGUGGGCGCGGAGGUCCGUACGGCUAAGCGCGGCUACGCCAUGAUCCUCUGGUUCUUCUACGUCUUCGUGCUGGAGAUCAAGGUCUACUUCAUUUACCAGAACUACAAGGCAGAAGGCGACAGGGCGGACGCCCUCACCUGCAAGGCUUUAACGGUGCUGCUCUCCGUUUUCGUGCCGGGCCUUUACGUCACCCUGGCCGCCAUCGACCACAUGGAAUAUGUCCGGCCCAUCAAGAAGAGAGAGGAGCUGAGGAGCCGGUUGUUCUGGGUCGUGGUGGACCUUCUGGACAUUUUGGAUAUUCAAGCCAGCCUAUGGGAGCCGCAGAGGAAAGGGCUCCCCCUAUGGGUAGAAGGUCUUACUUUUUUCUACUGCUACAUACUGUUGCUCAUACUUCCCUGCGUGUCGCUGAGCGAAAUUAGCAUGCAGGGGGUGAACAUUGUGCCGCACAAGAUGUUGCUGUAUCCCAUUCUCAGUUUAGCGGCUAUCAACAUUAUUACGCUGUUUAUACGAGGUGGAAAUAUGGUGUUUUAUAGGGACGUACGAGCAUCUGGGAUACUCAUGGGUAAGAACGUCCUAGCAAUUGUUUUGAAGACGUGCAGCUUUGUGCAGUACCGGAGCCAUCUGCAGGAACCACCGGCGGCCGCUCUCGCGCCAGAGUUGCAAAGGGAUGCGGCGCCACAAGGUUCAAGAGGGGCGGUGCCUGUUGUAAUGUCCAUGCCGGUUACCAUGAAAACACCGCAGGUAGUCAUACAAGAUCUUACUACGCUCCCAGAAGAACCUGAACUUGAAGACACAUGACAAGAAAAGUCCAGCUGGGCAAUACCAGAGGCGACCUACUCCUAAUGUAUAUAAGUGAGAUAAACGCUUGUUUGAUGAGAUGAGAAACACUUUUGUGAGAUAAAGAAACUGUAGUCAUGGGGUCCAUAAAAACUUGAGAAUAAAAGUAUUGUUCGCGGCAGCUGAAACGGAAAACCAUUAGUUGUCGUGGCAGGAAUUAAUUUGGAGAAAAUCACACUUCACAGGAACUCAAUGACCCCACGAUUGUAUCAUCAUGGAUAACUGUGAAUAAUUUAUUUUCUGUUCUUCCCGUAGGUGUUAAAAAUGUGUUUUCAUCACGUUCUGCAUAUAUUUUAUUCGGUGAAAGUGGUGAAAUGAUGUGUUUUAUACAACCUGGCAGAAACGCCAUUCAAUUUACUCAACCUGUUCAAAAAAACUGAAUGUUUUAUAUUCAAUGGAUGUUCCGCUCAUGUGUUCUGUUUUGAUGUUUUAUCAGAUUCAGACUGACGAUAUUUUGUUAUUAAACCUGUUUUUGUUUUUA
Messenger RNA from Triplophysa dalaica, 2379 nucleotides. It is a transcript of the gene tmem264, whose product is annotated as transmembrane protein 264. Bases 873 to 1859 code for a protein of 328 amino acids. The transcript is spliced from 2 exons. The record is from RefSeq and is a predicted model, not a curated record. NCBI's taxonomy places the organism in Eukaryota, Metazoa, Chordata, Actinopteri, Cypriniformes, Nemacheilidae.